This is a messenger RNA of Lolium perenne, 737 nucleotides long. RefSeq names its product heavy metal-associated isoprenylated plant protein 47. The record is from RefSeq and is a predicted model, not a curated record. Gene Ontology annotation, molecular function: metal ion binding. NCBI's taxonomy places the organism in Eukaryota, Viridiplantae, Streptophyta, Magnoliopsida, Poales, Poaceae.
AUGUCUCUGCUCCCUCCACGGAGAACUUGCUUCUAGCUUGCUACUCUCACUUCCUCCAUUAGCCUAAAACUUGAUUCCGAGUUUCCAACCUCCUGUGUGGCUGUGUUCAGCAUCCCGGUAGCACUCUGUGAAGAAUUCAAUUCAGAGCACGCCGCGAUGACGCAAAAGAUUGUGAUCAAGGUGGAUAUGACGUCCGACAGGUGCCGGUCCAAGGCCAUGGCGCUGGUGGCGGCGACGUCAGGGGUGGACUCGGUGGCACUCGCCGGAGAUCCCAAGGACCAGGUGGUAGUCGUCGGAGACGGCGUCGACCCCGUCAAACUCAUCACCGUGCUGCGCAGGAAGGUCGGCCACGCGCAGCUCGUGCAGGUCGGCGAAGCCAAGAAAGAGGAGAAGAAGCCCGCCGCCGCCGUUGAGUACACUUACCAGUACUACCCUUCGCACGCGGUGCCGCUCUACGAGCACACCGCCGGCGCCUACGGUUACCAGCAGUACCACUCCCGGCCGGGCACCUGCUCCAUAAUGUAGAUUGAGCUGGUGGAUAUUUUAGGCCCGCGGCAUGUACACAAGAGGUUUGCAGGCAAUCGCAAACGUACGUAUACAGUUCUUGGGUAUUCUUUCUCUUCUUCAAUCGGGGUUUAGGCGUUUAGCUUUUGUUGCGUUGCGUUGGUUGUUGUCAAAGCUUCCUGUAGUUAAUUAAUUUCGUAUUCAAAUUAAUUAUCACAGGCUUAGGCAAAAUA